UCGCAACACCUAUUAACUUCAAAUAAAUAUGUUUUUAUUCAACAGCUGUCGUACUGUGAAUAAGGUCGUAAAGAGAAUUGCUCAAGCAGGCACAAAAAUGGGAAGUUCAUACUCCAGGUCCUAUUCACCUAACAGUGGGCAGCCAAAAAAUAAUACGGAAAGCCGUGGCACAAUCUCCUCCACCGAGUCAAGUAGUCAGUAUGUAGAAUCAGUUGUGUGCAAGGUUAAUGAUCUUAAUGAAAAUGAGAUGAAAGUGUUUGACAUAGGAGAGGAAGGAAAAGUAUUGCUUGUGAAACAAAAAGGGGAGUUUAGUGCUGUGGGCACAAAGUGCACCCAUUAUGGGGCACCUUUAGUUUCUGGAGCUCUUGGGGAUGGCAGAGUGAGAUGUCCCUGGCAUGGAGCAUGUUUUAACUUAAAAACAGGGGAUAUUGAAGAUUUUCCUGGUUUUGAUUCCCUACCAUGCUACCAAGUUACAGUAUCUCAAAAGGGAGAGGUCAAGGUAAGAGCAAAAAUCAGUGAUUUGAAGUCAAACAAGCGUAUUAAAGAUAUGGGAAUGGUAUCACCGUGUAAUGAAUCGUCUGUAGUAAUCGUGGGCGGUGGGCCGUCUGGAGCGACUUGUGCUGAGACCCUGCGGAGUGAGGGAUUCAAGGGUCGUAUUACUCUCGUCGCUAAAGAAAACUACCUCCCAUAUGAUAGAAUUAAAGUGUCAAAGAUCGGUACGGCAACGGAUAUAGAAAAACUUCAAGCUAGGUCACAAGAGUAUUACCAAAAUGCUAACAUCGAAAUUCUUAAAGGUGUAGAAGCAACGAAGGUUAACACAGAAAGUAAGACCGUUGAAUUAAGCAAUGGCUCGAAACUUUCCUUUAAUUCUUUGUAUCUCGCUACCGGUUGUAAACCGCGUGUUCCUGAUAUCCCUGGUAUAAAUCUAAAAAAUAUCUACACUGUGAGAAACUUCGAAGAUUCUGUUAAUAUACUAAAAACAUUGGGUACGGAGAAAGACAAAGAAGUUGUUAUUUUAGGUUUAAGCUUUAUUGGAUUGGAGUCGGCUUCUUCGUGCGUCUCAAAAGCUAAAUCUAUGACAGUAGUCGGAAAGGAUACUUUCCCACUUGGCCAAAUAUUUGGAAAAGAGAUAGGCCAAAGUCUUCUCAAGCUAUUUGAAGAUAACGGUGUGAAAUUUUAUUUUGAAACCACAAUCACAAAAUGCAACGGCGAUAACGGUAUCAUAAAAUCAGUCGAACUGGCUAAUGGUACAACACUUCCCGCUGAUAUGCUAAUUUUGGGCGUGGGAAGUACUUUUUAUACGGACUUCCUUAAAGAUAGCAAUAUCGCACUAGAAUCAAAUGGUUCCGUCAAUGUAAAUGAUAAAUUAGAAACAAACAUUAAAAAUAUAUAUGCAGGAGGUGAUAUAGCCUUUGCACCAGUAUUCGCCCUCGAAAAUAAACAAAUGGCUAUUGGACACGUUGGCCUGGCACAAUACCACGGACUGAUUGCUGCUAAAAAUAUUUUGAAAAAGGAGACACCUUUGAGAACCGUUCCUUAUUUCUGGACUAUGCUGUUCGGAAAGUCAAUUCGUUACGCGGGCUGUGGAAAAUCGUCUGACUUCCAAAUAGAGGGUGAUGUUGCGGCGCUAAAAUUUGUAAUAUUCUUCUUUAAUGAAUCGGAUAAAGUUAUAUCGGUGGCAUCGUGCAUGAGGGAUCCAGUCGUUUCCCAAUUUGCAGAACUACUGUAUCAGGGUAAGUCGCUAUACAAGAACGAUUUAAAGGGAGAUCCAUUUGCAUGGACGACAAGUAUUAAUUAAAAACAAAUAAUACAUUGAUGUACAAAAAUCAGUAUUAUUUUAUUCUUUAUUAUAGUAUUUAUUUUUAAAAACAUAUAUGAUUCUUUCUAUAUAAUAUGUAAGCCAAUAGUUAUAAUUGCAUAUAUUCUAUGCUUUAAAAUAAUAAUGUUUAUAAUUGCAGAUUUAUCUAUAUAUCUUGGGUAAAUAAAAUAGCCAACUAAACUUAAUAUUUUAUUAUAAUAAUAUAUGGUGAUAAAUAUAAUAUUAUAUGUAUGUGAUAGCGUUUUGUAAUAGUCUAUUUAGAUUAUACCAAUGUAAAAUGCCUGAUAAUAUAUGCGGCUGUGGCCAAUAUAAUUUGAUAAUGAACUAGUUUUCAUAGACUUUUUGUGAUCCAUAUAUCAUGGACAUUACGAAAUAACUUACGUAACGUUAGGUCCACUAUACAACAUCCGUGACCGAUUUCUUACUUGAACCAUAAAGUAAUAACUCAUAAAUGUUGAAAAUAUGUAACAAUUUAUGAAAAAUAUUACUCGUAACUAUUCUUUUCAAGUUAGAAACUUUAUGAAAGAGGUAAUAAAUAAAUAGAUCUUACAAAAGUCGAUGGCUUUAAUUGAAUCAAGGUCAUAAAAAAUAAGUUUCAUUGACAAGAACCUUUGCAAAGGUCUUUUUCAAUGUAACUUUGGUCGGUAUUUUACGGGCAAAGACUAUACAAUGAAAACGUUUUAAGAUAAGACACUGAUAAUAUUUAUAUAUCGCGCAUAAAUUAUAAUAUUUUGAACGAAAACCGAUUUGCGAUUUACCUUCACGCUUUAAUCGAGACUUAGGACAAGCAGCUUUUUAUAAACUAAACUACUUCACUCUAAGCAAUCACGUUAUGAAGUGAAAUAAUUUUAUUUUAUGAGAAUGAAAAAGCGAAUUUUCGGUACCAGAUUUUUCAUUCGAUUCAGGAACGCUUUAGGUAUAUAGAUCGUUACCGUUAAGUUCGGCUAAGUGGGUUUUCCAGUUUGAGAAAUUGGUACGAAACGAUUUGUGUGAGUUGUUUGAAAUCGGAUUUUAAGUUCAUUUUUAUAGAUCGGGUUCAUGUCUAGAGUUAAUUGCCAUAGCAGAAGUCGAUGACGAAGCACUAUUUCAAAAUACGUAAGAUUUUCACACCUUAUCCGCCCAUUGUACACACCUGUGUCGAUGUUAUAUUUAUAAAUAUUAGAUACGAAAGUCAUUAAUUAAAUAGAAGUUUCAUAAUCAGUCAAACAGCUUAUUACGGAAAUUUUGUACUUUUUACGGAAUUAAAUAUUGUUUUAGAAAUGUGUGAUCAGAUUAUAAACAAAUCUACUCCAGGCUUAUCUCUCCUGAUCUUUGAUACUAAGUGUCAAACAGUUAAAUGCAUCAUACUUGAUGACAUUUUAAUAAUAAUUUGCAUUGUUUGUUGUUUGUAUUUAUAUUAUAUCAGUAAGGUAAAUUUAUAAACAUAAAAAAUAUUGGUAUAAAAAGGUCUGUAAAACAUGAUUAAUUAAAUAUUCUGCAUUGAAGCAACAGGGCUGUUAAUGCCUUAUUAAUAAAAAAGAAUUGUAAACAUAUAUAUAAGAAUAUUUGGUUAGAAUAUUUGUCUAGAUAAAACGUUGACUCGCUCCAAAAUAAACAAUGCAAAUUUAAAAUGUUCUAUACUUUAUUCUGUUUUAAAUUCGUCAUGUAUUACGUAAUGACCGAUGAGUCUGCUGAGUGAUGAAAGGAACUAGUAAUUUUUUCCUAAGUCGUAAAUUGUAUGUAAAUUUUAGUUUUUAAUAAAUUUAAUUAGAUUUUUAAACGUUGCAUCUUUUGUCACCACAUUUAAUGUGUUUAUAUUUCUGCACUAACCGUAACGAGCUUAUGAGCUUACGUUUGUUUUUUUUUUUUUUUGUAUACCUACGCAAUUAUAAGCUCUAUCUAGACAAAUAAAUAAUGGAAAUAAAACACAUAAUUUUAUUUUUUGUUUGAAAUCCAUCAAUGGUUUUAUAAAUUAAUACUAAUAUUAUUUAUCUUUUGUAAGGUCUAACGAUUUUAUAGCGCACCUUAUUGUGAUAUGUUAUUAAGGUGUGUUUAUGUUUAAUAAAGUUACGUAAGAUAUAUUUAUUUCAUAAGAAUUAAUUGUGAUGUUCUUGUAUUGUAAUUGAAAUAUAUGUAUAAUAUUAUAAAUUUAUUUCUAUCAACAACCAUCAAACCCAACCUGCACAGUAUUUAUGUUAUUUUAUUCAAGAUAAUCUAUGGAAUUACAAAUGUUCAUAAUUAAUUUAAUUACCCUCCAAAUUUGGUGUAAUCAUUGAAAUAUGAAAAAAAAGGAACGUACAUAUUUUCUCACAAAGAAUGCUCAUAGAUAAUACAUAUAGACUGCUUGCCGCAUUAUACUAAAAAAUGCAAAAUAAUAUUGUAUUUUCUAUUUGUAAUUAGCGAGGCACCGACCAUUGCGGUUGCCAUGAUGAUAUUACGAACACUUAUGACAACCAAUAAUAAAGUGCAAGUGUACUUCCCGAGGGAUUGACGUCCCUUUACAACUGGAAUACAGAGAAUUCGGAUACUAGAACCCCUUUGGUUAUAUUGCCUAAAUCAUUCAGACAGUCAACCUAUUUUCACCUGAGUUUGUGCAUACAAAAAUGUCGUGCAUAGUUGGCUGGUCUACCAUUCUAUUGGGUGCCGUGGCCAAAAUCAGCAAUUACAUUAAUGCAUCAAAAAUCCAAAAUUGUGUUAUUGUCUUUACUCUUCUUGUGCUACUAAUACCUUUGUUUCAAAAAUAAAAUAAUAUGGCACAGUAAGGCAUUUUUUGUCGAAAGCCUGGAUAUGAAUUUGAGAAUUUCAACAGUUGAAGAAAUUCAAAGUACAAAAACCUUUUUUAUCUAGGUCUAGAUUUAAGUAUAAAUUUCUCAUUCUAAUAAUUAAAUUUAUCUAAAAUGUGAAGUUUGCUAUAAUAUAAAGUGUUUUAACGAUAUGGUGCUGCUUAGCCCAACGGUCUGAGCGCUUAGAGAGCUACUGACCUUGUGUGAGAGUUAUGCUCGAAAACAUGUUCUCAUUUAUAAUGUUAGAAAGAGUGAGUUCAUUGUAUUCAAGGCCCAAGGUUGUAAAUGCCCAGAAUAUGUGCCCGUAAUAAAUCUGAAUGGAAGUGAAUUAAAACGAGUUCAUUAAUUUAAAUAUCUUGGGCAUUAUGUAACCGAUAAGGGAACGUAGGGUGCUGGCAGUUCGUUAUAA
Molecule: messenger RNA, 4990 nt
Organism: Vanessa atalanta (red admiral)
Lineage: Eukaryota; Metazoa; Arthropoda; Insecta; Lepidoptera; Nymphalidae
Product: apoptosis-inducing factor 3
Exons: 4
Coding region: 29-1798 (589 amino acids)
Cellular component (GO): cytoplasm
Molecular function (GO): oxidoreductase activity, acting on NAD(P)H; 2 iron, 2 sulfur cluster binding; flavin adenine dinucleotide binding
Source: RefSeq, a predicted model, not a curated record